AUGAACAAACAAUUGGAGGAAGCAUCAACUACCAAUUCUGAACUAAUGACCGUCUAUCACUCUCAAAAACAUGAAUUUAAUUUAUUAAGCCAUGAAUAUGAAAUACUAACAUUCAAGACUUCACAAUAUGAUUCAAAGAUUCAAGAACUUGACCAAUUACAAGAUGAAAUCAAGACACUCAAAGCAGAGCUAAAUGAAAGAAAUGAGGACAAGAAAAAGAUACGAAUCUUGGAAGCGGAAUUGCAAAAGGCCAGUGAAUCUCUCCAAUCACAAGAAGUUCUCAAGGAAGCCAUCAAGGACUUUGAAUCUGAGUUGACCAAGUUGGAAGUUCUUCGAAUUGAAAAUAGUUCACUCGAGUCCAAGUUGUACAAUACUGAAUCACUUUUAAAGAGCUGGGAAAGUGCCUUCCCUAAUAAUACUCCAUCGGAUGUAAACUACAAUAUCAAGUUACAAGCCAAGAAAAUAACUCGCCUCGAAGAAACCAUUCAAGAAGUGAAUCAAGAAAAGUUUGACAUUGCCAAGCAUGUGGAACUUGAUGUCAUUGAAAAUAAUCGAUUCAGAUUGAGCAGUAUGUAUGCAGAAUCUCCAGAAGAUUAUCUCAUCUUUGAAAGUGAUGGAAAUGCCAUGAAACUCUUAAACUCUGAAUUUGCUUGUUCACUAGAGGAAAAAUCCAUGAGAUUUUUAAAGAAUUUCAGAUCCAUUCCUGGAUUUUUAUGUUCCAUUACUUUGGAUUUAUUCAACAAGCAAACCGUUUUCACCCAAUAA
Naegleria gruberi is the source of this 765-nucleotide messenger RNA. RefSeq lists its product as uncharacterized. The transcript is spliced from 2 exons. The record is from RefSeq and is a predicted model, not a curated record. NCBI's taxonomy places the organism in Eukaryota, Heterolobosea, Eutetramitea, Acrasida, Naegleriidae. Gene Ontology annotation, biological process: mitotic spindle assembly checkpoint signaling; attachment of mitotic spindle microtubules to kinetochore. Bases 1 to 765 code for a protein of 254 amino acids. Gene Ontology annotation, cellular component: mitotic spindle; nuclear envelope; kinetochore.